This is a messenger RNA of Arachis stenosperma, 768 nucleotides long. RefSeq lists its product as uncharacterized. Bases 1 to 768 code for a protein of 255 amino acids. The transcript is spliced from 2 exons. Gene Ontology annotation, molecular function: catalytic activity. The record is from RefSeq and is a predicted model, not a curated record. Lineage: Eukaryota; Viridiplantae; Streptophyta; Magnoliopsida; Fabales; Fabaceae.
AUGGUCAUGGAAACUCCCAUGCCUCUUGAGCCCAACACUAACCUAGAACCACCUGAUCCAGGAGAAACCGAAUUCUCCGGGACAGAGCUCGAUGUUAUAAUGGCCCACGGUACAGACGAAGUGAUUGCAAGAGCAGCUAGCCUCAAAUUCACCAAAGCCCUCAAAGAAUAUUAUUUGCAAUAUAAGCCUGAUCUGGUGGCCAUCCAAGAAACUAGAUGCAGUGGCAGAAAGUUGUCUUCGAUCAAGAGUACAAGAUUCAAUUUCUAUAUUAUUAUUGAUGCAAAUGGUUUCUCUGGUGGAAUAUGGUUGAUGUGGAAUAAUCCUAACUAUCGGAUUUCUGAGGUAGCAAGGCAUAAUCAAACCCUCCAUGUUCGUAUUAAAGAUAGUAGAGAAGAGCGGUGUCUAACCAUCGCAUAUGCUCACCCCCAAGACAUCAUUAGAAAGAAGUUUAGAAUAUUUACAGAGGCUAUUGCGAGGAAUAUUAAUUGUCUGUGGAUGAUUUGUGGUGACUUUAAUGAUAUUGGGGAUAUUAGCGAGAAAAAAGGUGGAAGUGUUCCUGAUAGAACCAGCAUGAGGAGAAUUAAUGAGUGGAAGGAAAACUGCAGUCUUAUUGAUAUGGGAUUUUACGGCUCUCGAUUUACCUGGAGAGGUCCGAUGUGGCAAGAUGGAGGAAGAAUUUUGAAAAGACUGGACAGAGCUCUUUGCAAUCAACAUUGGAGGGUCCUCUUCAAUGAUGCAGUUGUCGAGACUCUUCCCAGAUUUAAAUAA